GUAAAAAGGAAGCGUGGGGGGGGGGAGGGGUGGCGUCGCUGUUGUCGUCUCGCUCAGCUCCUUGUUUGCUCCGCUUUCGUUGGGUCGCGGCGGACGGUUGGAAUUCGCUUGUCCUAUUAAAAGAGUGUUUUUGAUUAAACUGUGUGAACAAAACUUUUUUCAAAAUGAGCACACAGAGUGAACCUGAGAAUCUAGUACCUGAGGAAUUGGAGAAUCUAGAGUUCGAGGAAUCAGAAAAUAUAGAGGAAUUGGAGAAUCUGGAGCCUGAGGAAUCAGAGAAUUUAGAGCCUGAGGAAUCAGAGCAUCUAGAGCCCGAGGAAUCUGAGAAUCUAGUGCCCGAGAAAUUGGAGAAACUAGAGCCCGAGGAAUCGGAGAAGCCAGAACCUGAGAAAUUGGAGAAAGCACCCCGCAAGAUAUAUUAUUGCGACAUUUGUAACAUUCCAUGUCUGAGCGCUAUGGUAAUGCAGACACACAUCGCUGGACUGAGGCAUAAAAAGAGAGAGAGAGCCAUGAAGCUGAGAGCAGCAGCAGCAGCAGGUAUUGUGUUAAAUCAAGAAGCAAGGCCUGUUGUUCCAGUGGUAUAUGAAGAAUCAGAUUUUGUAAAGAGACCACUUUCAAAAAACAUUAGAUGUCUGAAAGAUUACGUGAAGGAUCCAAACAGAGAUGAGCCUCUUAUAGGCUUGGAGUAUGUGGUUGAGGUUCGAUUUGAAGGGAAAAGAAAUCCUUGCUAUGAAUGCCAGCUGUGCCAGUUCAAUACAGAGGUGGUGCCGAUGAUAGAACAUCUCACUGGCCGAAAGCACAGAAAAGCAUAUCUUAUUAAACAUUUUCCAGAAAGAGGAAGGAAGAAGCCAAAUAUGAAUUUUCCUAAGGAAGACAAAGCUAAAUUUCUUAAGCGAAUAGCAAAAGAAAUAGAGACGGAAGAAGGAGUGAAAAGGUAUAAGUGUGAAGGAUAUGACAGACCCAGCGUACCUUCGAAUUCAGCAAAGAACAGAGCGAGGUGGUCACGUACUGUUUACAAGGCUGAGAAUGAUCCAGUUCAGAGAGAGAAAGCUCUGGCAACCUUGGACGUCUUUGAGAUAACAUCUGAUGCUGAAGCAACUCAAGUAAUAAAUAUUGCACAGUCUUUGUCAGAAGCAUUAAAAGCUUUUUGUGAAAACAAAGCAGCUCUCCAGCAUAUUAAAAACCUUCCACCACUGUUGCGGAUGUUUCCAUCAGAACACAGAAAUACUACUAAUCCAGUUCCAGGAAAGGAGGAGGAGAGGACUCAAGAGCUUGCUUCUGAUGGCGUUGCACCGUUACCGGGCCUGCUGGGAAAAGCUCCAGGCCUGCUGGGACACGCUCCAAGCGCUUCAAAUACCUGCCAGACGGGGCAGACGAUAUCUUCCUUUACAGUCGGUUCCAGUGACCUUGCAAGAGAGACCAGCAUCAGGAUGUCCCUUGCUUUUCAGUUGGGAAACUUUGCUCUCGGAGUCAAUCAGUGGAUGAAGCAGUUCAGCCAAGCUGCUCCUGUUAAUUUCCAGCCUAAUCCAGGUGGAGAAAAAUCUCACCCCAGUGUGUCUUCACAAAAUAGUUACCCAAAGCAGUGUCACCAAGGAAGCAAGACUCAGAAAUAUGACAACAGAAAGGCAGGAGGUAGAGUAAGUAGGUGGGACAAUCCGGGAGAUUCCUAUUCUGCUACAGGAGAGUAUCCGGUAAAGUGCCCUUCGCAAGGCGCUCCCUCUUGGUACAAUGGUGGGAAUAGUAAUCAUGUUCCUGCAUCUCUUCCUGCUGCAAGUAAUCGCCUUGGCUGGCCGCAGGCAUCUGGAUACCAACAACAAAAUCUGCAAGCUAAUGGAGGAGGCGUUCAGUUUCCCUUUUCUGGUGGCCGUUCAUACAGUGAUUAUCAACAGCAGAACACAGAGAUGAAUAACAUGAUGGGUCAAAGUAGUGAAGAUCCGUCUUCCAGCAUCAUGAGUCAGCUUCGUGGGAAAGAUCCGGCUACUCUGACUAGGAUGCUUCAGGAGCUGGUUCCCUACUAUCCAGAUCUUCAGAGAAUCGAUAUUUAUGCACUAGCUCAAGCACUGAGUAAACUCAGCUAAGACUAAAUAGGAAGAAUGAAUGAAGUUUCUGUGUGACAAAACUGACUGCUUAGAUCUGGCUUUGUAUAAAACUUCUCUGUUCCAUGACAAUAUUUGUUCUGUAUCUAAAACCAGCUGUAGAGAUAAGACAUGCUUUAUUUUUUUUCCUUUGAAGCUGCUCAAUGGUAGCAAGAAGAUUCACAUAUGCUAAAAACACAGAGUCCGUGUAAUACUUUCUAUUAGGAUCAAACAAAUUGACAUAAUUCGGUUAUUAUAAAAGAUAUUACACAUUUCAUUAUUGCUCUUGAUUUUGUGUGGUCCAGUGUGUCUGUACAACUUUUUCAUUUUCUAAUAAACCACAAUGUUCUUCGAA
Sphaerodactylus townsendi is the source of this 2430-nucleotide messenger RNA. RefSeq lists its product as uncharacterized. NCBI's taxonomy places the organism in Eukaryota, Metazoa, Chordata, Lepidosauria, Squamata, Sphaerodactylidae. The coding region runs from base 165 to 2078 and encodes 637 amino acids. Gene Ontology annotation, cellular component: precatalytic spliceosome. The transcript is spliced from 18 exons. Gene Ontology annotation, molecular function: single-stranded RNA binding; double-stranded RNA binding; zinc ion binding. The record is from RefSeq and is a predicted model, not a curated record.